AGUUCCUGUCGGAUUAUAAAAACUAAAACACCAAGACAGAACGUGCUUUUCAAAAUUCGUAAAAUUAUAUUCUUGUUAGUGAUUGGAUAAUUCUUGUAUAUCUUGUGAAAAUCUUUCGUUUCAUACAAUUGAUUCGAUCAACUGAAAAGCCAAGGGGUAAUUGCAGUAUAUUGCCAUGGAGAGUGUGGAGGAGAAGUUUAAAGCUCUGUCCAUUGCUCGGCGUGUCCAGCCGCGUGAGCCCACCUAUCUGCUGGACAUGUCCGUCCAGAGAGUCUCUGGUCCAGGACCAGGACUCCUGGCUGUGUGCUGCUCCAACCGCUCCAUCCAUCUGCACUGCAAGGACAACCUUAGCCUCCUUGGAGAGUACCAGGGCCAUGGAGGUCCACUCUGUGGAGUCAGCUUCGCCCAUCGGUCUCCUGAUCUGCUGUUCUCAGGCUCGGCCGAUGGCACAGUCAGGACGUGGGACGUUCGCAGACCUGGGUCCGAGGCUGUUCAGGUGUUCAGGAGUGAUCCCUAUCACCACUUCUGCAGCUUUGACGUGAGCUGCAGUGACGAGGUCCUGUGUGCUGGCACUGAACAGGUGGAUGGAGAAGACAGUUUUUUGGUUUUCUGGGAUGGACGCAUGACCAAGGAGAAGAGUUGUGGGGUUCUCGGGGUGUACUCUGAAUCGCAUAGUGAUGACAUUACACAGGUGCGCUUUCACCCCUCAAAUAAAGACCGGUUGGCAUCAGGCUCCACUGAUGGCCUUGUCAACGUUUUCGACCUGAGCCAGGGUUCAGAGGAAGAGGCCCUGAUGGCCACUUGCAACAGUGGCUCUUCUGCCAGCUCUGUCUGCUGGUCGGGGAAGGACUUGAACCAGCUGCUGUGCCUCAGUCACGAUGAGGGUAUGCACCUGUGGGACCUCGGCCAAAUAGACACCAAUGAACCCCUCACGGUCUUCUGCACUCCCGAUGCUCGAAGCUUGACCCCACUCAGUGAUGGGAGACCCCUAGAUUACCUAGUAAGUGGUAUGUGGCUGGAGGAAGAGCAGUGUUUGCUGGUUCUGGGGGGAGAGAACCAUGGAGAUCUCCAUGUGCUUGAGUGCAGCGGUAAGGGCUUGCGUCUGGUGAAGUCGCUCCGUGGGGGUCAUUCUGCCAUGGUGCGUUGCUUCGUGUGGGACACAGAAGGAGGGGCCCUGUUCACAGGUGGAGAGGAUGCCCAGCUGCUUCUGUGGAAACCUGGGACCCGGGAGCUUACGUCAGGGAAGAGGGACACCUUAAAGAGUGGCUCGGCAAUCAAAUUAAAAUCUAGACCACAUAAAAAGCACGGGUACCAAAAAAGAGAAGAAGCGUGACAAGCUAGAGGUGUGAUUUGAAAUGUUAAGUGAGGAAUGGGAGUGUUAAACAGAUUUUUACAGUUUUGUACAGAAAUACAUUUCUAGAUGGGAGAUGUAUUCAUUAUCUUCAUAAUCACUGAAAACUAUGAUGAGACUACAUUUAGUAGUCUAUACUCAUACUAUUUACUUACUAAGUAGUACUUGAUCAACCUGCAUGAAGCUAUGGUUUUACACUACAAGGUUUUACAUAAAUGUGUAUGCUUGUUUGUAAUUCUGAGAUAAGUAGUCCACCACUCCUUCAUAAACCCAAAGUAGAACAUUUAACACAUUUAAAAACAUGUUAUAUUUAUAAACGGAAUGAUUGCUCAUAGAUAUGAAAAAAGUAUGCAUUUGAAGUGUGUCAGUUAGGAACCAUCAAUAAGUUCGAUCUGUUCAUAAAUACUUAAUUACACCUAAAUUAUGUGUAAAGUAUGUUUGUUACCUUACAUCAAAC
Messenger RNA from Hypomesus transpacificus, 1808 nucleotides. It is a transcript of the gene wdr89, whose product is annotated as WD repeat domain 89. Bases 176 to 1333 code for a protein of 385 amino acids. The transcript has 2 exons. The record is from RefSeq and is a predicted model, not a curated record. Gene Ontology annotation, molecular function: protein binding. Lineage: Eukaryota; Metazoa; Chordata; Actinopteri; Osmeriformes; Osmeridae.